Messenger RNA from Drosophila biarmipes, 2939 nucleotides. RefSeq lists its product as uncharacterized. The record is from RefSeq and is a predicted model, not a curated record. Lineage: Eukaryota; Metazoa; Arthropoda; Insecta; Diptera; Drosophilidae. Bases 192 to 2426 code for a protein of 744 amino acids. The transcript is spliced from 8 exons.
CACUCGGCGGCUCUGAAGACUCCAGUUCUGCGGCGACCAUCGCAUGGUCAAGUUCGGCGUUCCUUUGUCCCAGUGCGAAAUAGGUCUUGGGCUGCGAGAGUGUUCUGUUUCAGUGUGACUAAGCUGAAUUUCCGACCUCGGGAUAGACUUUAAAAAUAACUUGUUAAUUAGGCCCCAGUGAUACUUAAAACAUGGCCAAGGUAAACCUACUGCGACACCUCCUCCUAGCCCUGAUGCUCUACAGUGCGGCCGCGGCCAAGGAGCAUCUGCGCAUCCGAAGACAGGCCUCGGAAUCGGUGACUGCCUCGCCACCAAAUGCUAGCAAAGUAAUAGCCCCCGGAGAGACGGAAUCCCCAACGGAAAUCCCCGGUCUAAAUGAAAACCCCACGGAGGUCGCCAGGACUGAGAAGCCCAUCGAGACGGUGGAGACCCGCAACUCGGCCUUCGACCUGCCCGCCGCCUCCGAUCUGUCCAGCUCCCUGGGCUCCGAGGAGGACAGCAACUACUACGACAACGCCCCCAUCGACUGCAAUCCCGAGCUAGUGGGCUUCGAAAUUGUGACAGGCUAUGUCUUCUCGGCGCCCGAGAAACUGAUGGACUCCCAGCCGGGCACUCUGAUGCUCACCGACUGCCUAGACACCUGCAGGAAGAACAAAACCUGCCAGUCAGUGAACUACGAGACCGGGCUCUGCGUGCUCUUCUCAGCACACGCCGAUCAAUUACCGGGGGCCCUGACGAAGUCGCAGUUCCCCGUGUUCACAAUCUACGCCCAAAAAUCAUGCCUUUCCGUAAAGCCCUGCUCGCGAGCCUGGUACGUCGAUCGCGUCCAGAACUACAAGCUCAAGACGGAAGUGAAGCGUACCGUGUCGGUGGCUUCCAGACGCGAGUGCUUUGAACUCUGCCUCAGCGAAACCGAAUUCACAUGCAGAUCCGCCAACUACGAUCGCGCCUCCGGAGCCUGCGAGCUGAGUGAGCUGGACCGUUUGACGUUAGCCGGCUCCCAGGCCUUCCAGGCGAGCGAGGGGUCCGAUUACCUUGAGAACCACUGUGUCGAUGAACCCAAUAAGCUGUGCGAGUUCAAACGGCUGCCUGGCCGCAUCUUGAAGACGGUGGACUCUGUCUACCAAGAAGUCAGCAGCAUCGACGAGUGCCGGGAGUUGUGCCUCAAUUCGCCUUACAGGUGCCACUCUUACGACUACAACGACACUGGCGACAUGGUCUGCAGGUUAUCCCACCACAGUCGUGCCACCCUGGCCGAUGUGCAGGAGCCCUUCCUGGAGGUUCCCGAGGCCUCGACCUACGAACUGACUUCCUGCUACAAUGUGACCAUCGAGUGCGGCGGCGGAGACAUGCUGGCACGUAUUCGCACCUCCAAGCUGUUCAACGGCAAGGUCUACGCCAAGGGAUCGCCCAAGUCUUGCUCGGUGGAUGUCAGGAGCUCCCUGGACUUUGAGCUGCGGAUGAACUACCACGAUCUGGAGUGCAAUGUGCGACAGAGCACCGCCGGUCGCUAUGUGAACGACAUUAUAAUCCAGCAUCACGACAUGAUUGUGACGUCCUCGGAUCUGGGCUUGGCCCUGGCCUGUCAGUACGACCUGACCAACAAGUCGGUUAGCAACGGCGUGGACUUGGAUGUGCGCGGCGACAUCAUGCCAGCGCUCUCGGAGGAGGUGAUCGUGGAGUCGCCCAAUGUCAUCAUGCGCAUCACCUCGCGGGAUGGCUCGGAUAUGAUGCGGUCCGCCGAGGUCGGCGAUCCGCUGGCUCUCAAGUUCGAAAUCGUCGACGAGCAGAGCCCCUACGAGAUCUUCAUUCGGGAGCUGGUGGCCAUGGAUGGCGUGGACAACUCGGAAAUUACCCUGAUUGAUUCGAAUGGCUGCCCGACGGACCACUUCAUAAUGGGCCCCAUCUACAAGGGCUCGGUGUCCGGCAAGAUGCUGCUCUCCAACUUCGACGCCUUCAAGUUCCCGUCGAGCGAGGUGGUCCAGUUCCGAGCCCUGGUCACCCCGUGCAUGCCCAGCUGCGAGCCAGUCCAGUGCGAGCAGGAGGACACCAGCGGGGAGUUCAGGUCCCUGCUGUCAUACGGACGCAAGCGCAGAUCUCUCAACGAAACAGACGAUCAUCCCCGGCCACGUCGCGACAUCGACACUUCAAAGAAGUCCGCACCUAGCGACAUGCUGCUGGUCCAAUCCAUCCAGAUUACGGACAAGUUCGGAUUCAAGCAAGAUAAGCAAGAAAGCGGGGAUUAUUACGACGGAAACGAGACCACGUUUACGGCCAACGAAGAGGGUCACGGAUUCUGCGUUAACGCCAUUGGUCUUAUCACGGCUGCCACGAUCUUCCUGCUCACUCAGCUGGCCGUGAUCGCGAUUUGGACGUACUGCUACCAGCGCCGCCAGAAACUGCAGCCGUACCAGCACUCCUACUGAGCGAGUGGGGGAGGAUCGCCGAAUCGCAUUUCUUCACAUUAACCACAUUAACGUCUAAGCUUCACAAGGUGCAAUCAAUAUUUACUUUACGAACACCCGUCGUCCUGAUACCACAUCCGCUAUUUGCCUUAUCUAGUCAGUGCACGAUUUUAGAGAAAUGGAAUGAAUUAUGUGUCUUGUUCGGUGGAGUUCAGAGAUUGUUUGCAUUGCAGCCACGGCGUUGGGUUUGUGUACUCCUCAAGCAGACUCCCCACUUGCAAAGGAAGUUCGACAGCCGCCCGCCUUGAACUUCUUUUGCGACUUCGGAGAUCAGAUGGUUGACACUUGUAAAAACUAAUACGCACUACACGUGCCCCUCGAAUUAAUGCCCCCCAUCUGUACCGAAUGCGAUCUAGCUCUUAAGCACUAUAAUUUAUUACACAUCAAUGACAGUUUAAUGUUUGCAUUGGACCCCUAAUUUUAUGGAACGAAACUCAUCUUAUUAUUAAUAAACCUAAGUUUUUUAAUGAAAUA